This is a messenger RNA of Acaromyces ingoldii, 1335 nucleotides long. RefSeq lists its product as hypothetical. NCBI's taxonomy places the organism in Eukaryota, Fungi, Basidiomycota, Exobasidiomycetes, Exobasidiales, Cryptobasidiaceae. The transcript has a single exon. The record is from RefSeq and is a predicted model, not a curated record. The coding region runs from base 1 to 1335 and encodes 444 amino acids.
AUGAGCAUGCCGCAAACGCCGACGGCCAUCCGACGAGGAAAGGCGCCGUUGGUACUGCGACUCCAUGCGCUUCCCCGCGCACCUCCCCCUCCCACGAGCUGCCUUCCGGCCGUCCCUCCAGCAACACCACCUCCUAAACGUCAAAGUCGCGAGGAUGUCUUUCUGACAACGUCUUCUCCCUGUUCAGCACCCGAGAGUCUUCCUGCCGUCGCCAAAAAGGAGGCGACUGAUUUUGAGCAAGGAGACUUGAACGUCACAGUUGAAGAGGAUCAGCUUCCGUCGACACCAAGCAAGAAGGAGCAGCUCGAGAGGCCGACGUUGCGUAAUGCAAGGCUCGGGAAUGGCACCGAACACGUAGAGGUCAAGCGAGCCAGGGUCCUCCUUGCUCGGCUGGCCGAAUCGCCAAUCCUCAUUCAGUGGGCCACCUGCUCGCUCGACACGUUGACAUGUGUCGAAGAAGUGCAAGCAUUCAACCUCGCAAAGAAGCUCUUGGCCGUGUUCCAGGAUCUCGAUAUCGACGUCGAGGAGGCGCAUUGGACCAUCGAAGCCGUCACUUCCUUUUACGAUCAGACGACGAAGAAAGCUGCCGAGCUCGACCAAGAGGAACGUCGAGAUCUUUGCUGUUCUGACGACGACUUCUUAGACAGGGCCGAGAGGGGCGAUGCCUUUAGUGGACAAAGAAUUCGUAGGAUUGUCAAAAGGCGCCUCUGUGCUGAAGACGAAUUCCAAGUCUGGGCCGCGUGGAGACGAAUCAUCCAUUGCUCGUCAACGCUCGAGGAUGACAUCGGAGCAUUAAGCAAGUACGAGCAACAAGCAGAUGGCGAUGCUGGGAACGACGAGAAGCAACAUGACCUUUGUCGUUUUUUCCAGCAUUACCGUCGUCGCCAGAUUCGAAACAGCACUCCCUCGGCGAACGAAGAUGUCAAGCCUCUCGUUACACACCUUGCCGAGGCCAGGGAGUGGAUACAAACGUCGGUCACCCAAGACUGGUCGUACCUCAAUCUACCUGCGGUUCGGCAUCGCAUCUCGUUGAUGCAGAAGGCGACAAAGGAGGAAAUGGCGACGCUCGAGAGCCGACUCGACAACGCAAAUACGAUCGUCGACCAGCUUUGUCGACGCAUCGCUGUUCUGGAACGCGCAGUGACCUUGCCUCGCUCGCCUACAUCGUCUUCCUCGAGCAUAGAGAGUAAUUCGUCAAGCGCUUCUUCCUCCAAAGAGAAGGCCAAGCUUGAGUUUCUCGACAAUGUCCUCUUCGCCAUGGCCACUCCCCCUCGUUCAACGUGUGUCGCUCGCAGUCGCGCGUCUACUAGCUCGACCGUCUUCGGUCGUCUUUGA